Molecule: messenger RNA, 594 nt
Organism: Medioppia subpectinata
Lineage: Eukaryota; Metazoa; Arthropoda; Arachnida; Sarcoptiformes; Oppiidae
Source: the annotation of a GenBank genome assembly
UCGGCCUCCACUCCCCCACAGACCUACUCUUACUCUUACACUUGCAAUACUUCAUCGCACGUACCGUACAGUCCCUACCGAUCGCCGGCCACCGUAGACGACGACCGUAACAGAGCCUCACAUUUCUCGUCUUUUCCCCCAAACGGCACCCACUCUAUAGCCACUUACGCCACUAGCUUUGCACAGCACUCGUCACAACAACAGCAACAGUCCCAAACCAAAGUCCCGCCACAACCGCCGGUCACAGCACCUAAACCGCAGAUUAAUAGUAGUAAUUGGACACCAGGUUCGUCGCCGUACGCCCUGUCGGCCACGAUUCCCGGUCCCGGACAGUCGUCCAUCGCUCCGGGCUCGCGAUCCGCGCCCCGUCGUGGUAGAGGUCUCUUGAAGACACCCAACACUGGCUCCAGUAUUCCCAUAUGCGGAACGUGUGGGACACCCAUUCGUGGCCCAUUCAUAGUGGCGCUGAACAAGACAUGGUGUCCGCAUCACUUCACGUGCGCUAACAGUCAAUGCAAUCGCGCACUCGAAGAGAUCGGUUUCGUCGAAGAACAGGGAAAACUCUACUGCGAGACCUGCUAUGAGGCAUAUCUG